GUUCCCCAAGUUUCACUCCUUUAGCCCAUCUCUUCCACAUGAACUCUCUCUUUCUCUCCAUUUAAUUUGUACUCCCCAAAAGAAAAUUUUAAAAGGGUUAAAAAAAAAUUCUUUAAAUGGAUUCCUUGAUAAAACUAUUCUUCUCAAUAUUACUACUAAUCUCUUCCCUCAUCUUUGGAGAAAUCAAUGGAGUCGAGAGUUCUUCAUCAAACCAUCAUCAUCAUCACUUGUCCGGUCCAAAGAAGUUGUUUGUGUUCGGAGAUUCUUACGCUGAUACCGGAAACAUAAAGAAACCUCACGCUGUAUCAUGGAGAGUCCCUUACGGCACUACUUUCCCCGGUAAACCCUCUGGCCGUUUUUCUGACGGCCGAGUCUCCACCGAUUUUUUAGCCAGAUUGUUGGGGAUUAAAACACCCUUUGCUUACCUCUGGAAAGAUUACGUGGGAAAAGAACGUCUACGGUACGGAAUGAAUUUUGCGUACGGAGGAACUGGAGUAUUCAACACUAAGAGUACGAGUCCCAACAUGACCAUUCAGAUCAAUCUAUUCGAGCAGCUCCUCGGCGGUAUCUACUCUCAGUCUGACCUUUCUUCUUCCCUCGCUCUCGUCAGCGUUGCUGGCAACGACUACUCCAAUUACCUCGCCCUAAACCGCUCCAUCGCUGCCCUCCCAAUAUUCAUCAAGCAAGUGGUGGAUCAGACCGAGCUAAAUUUGAGGCGACUCCACGCAUUGGGUCUGGAAAAGAUAGCAAUACCAUCGUUGCCGCCACUCGGAUGCCUCCCCCUCUACACCUCACCCCAGGGUUGCAACGACACUUUUAACGCGUUGGUAAAUUACCAUAACAGCUUGUUGGAGCAAGUAGUGGCCAAUCUUAACAACGAGGCCAGACAAUCGACUUUUGCCGUCAUUGAUUUCUAUAACGCCUUCAUGGCCAUUUUAACGAACAAAGGAGAGAGUCCAGGGAGUAAGAGGUUUGAAACCCCGUUGAAACCAUGUUGCGAAGGCAGUUGUGGCAAUGUGGAUGAGAAGGGUGCGAAUAAGUAUACAUUAUGUGAUGAUCCUGAGUCUGCUUUCUUCUGGGAUGGACUUCACCCUACUCAACAAGGAUGGAAAUUUAUUUACUCAGUUUUAGGCAAAGCACUAUCAGCGUCUUUGCUUAAACUCUAAAACCACACGUUGGGAUCAGAGAACCGAAAUGAAUUUGCUAAAACCAAGACCAAGGCAUAAACAUUGUAUUAAGUAACUUUCAAAAAUAUUUGGUAAUUAAUUAGUAC
Messenger RNA from Brassica oleracea var. oleracea, 1273 nucleotides. RefSeq names its product GDSL esterase/lipase At5g03610-like. The transcript has 4 exons. Gene Ontology annotation, molecular function: hydrolase activity, acting on ester bonds. Lineage: Eukaryota; Viridiplantae; Streptophyta; Magnoliopsida; Brassicales; Brassicaceae. Bases 117 to 1166 code for a protein of 349 amino acids. The record is from RefSeq and is a predicted model, not a curated record.